Molecule: messenger RNA, 2830 nt
Organism: Cuscuta epithymum
Lineage: Eukaryota; Viridiplantae; Streptophyta; Magnoliopsida; Solanales; Convolvulaceae
Source: the annotation of a GenBank genome assembly
GAGAUUCAAGCCUUUCAAGGCACUGCACUCCCUACUCCACAAGACCACAAGUCCUUUAUUGACAUUUCGAUAUUGACAUUUCUUCCUUCUCUUAAAAAGUAAAACGUUUCACUGAAAUUGCAACGCCUUUACGCAUUAAAAAGAAAGACUUUUUAGUGGAAUUACAACGCCAGCAAAUUUUUCUCAGUCUAUAUUUGUUGUUGAUUAGUAAUUUAUUGCUACACUCUCCUGAAUCCAUAGCAGUUGAGCAAGGCUUUCGUUGAGAUCGACCGUUUCAGCUCUUGGGUAUAGCAGUGCACAAGUGGCUUUUGUGUGGUAAUUUCGUGAACCUUCUCCUAUUCUGGUUGGCUUUAAGAAUUUUAUUAGUAUACCGGUCUUUUCUUCAAUACACAGAGGCAGAGGGUUUUCUGGGGAAGGGAUUUCAGUUGUUUAUGGGGGGGUUUGGAUCAGCACAUUGCUGUCAAAUGCUAACGCUCUUUGACGAUUGAAGGUUCCAUAGGGUUGUUGAAACGUUUUAUCAUAACAAAUGGUUGAAGCUUGGUCUUGCCGUAUUGAUUCAGCUCUUGAUUUUGGUUAUCUGGAUGCUGCUCUGAGAAACUGGUUAUUUAUCAGAGAUAUCUGAUGCUUUGAGCUUUCUUAUUCUUAAGAGCUUGAAAGAAGAGAGUUUUAGUUUAUCAUUUUCAAUUUCCUUUGGAUUUGGCGGUUGCUCUAAGGCUCUUUUUUGCUUUCUUUGAUUCUCUCUCUCUCUCUAGUAUAACAGGGGGGAAUCAAAUUAGUUGUCAUUGUAAAGGAAAAAGGAAAGUGUGUUGUUAUGCUGCUGAAAAUUGAAUGACUGAAUUGUGGCAGCUGCUGCUGGUACAGACAUAUAGCAUUGGGAGGGAUUUAUUAAGAGGUAAAGAUGUUCGUAGGGAGAGGGAACUAACUCAUGAAAAUACUAUUAUGACGGACACGCCAUCUUCAAAUGGUUUGUCUGGAAAUCUUAGAAUGUUGGAUAGUUCUGGUAGUUGUAAUACAUCACCAACUACUUCAAAUCACACAAUUGGGCCCAUGAAUGAGAUAAGCCAUCAUGUAGACUUGGAAGGAGCCCAAGUAGGUGAUGAAUCCAAUGUGCCCGCAGAUGAUUAUUCUCAUCACCCUUAUACAUCAGAUGUGCGAUUUUCAUAUAGUCUCAGAAGAAACCGAAGCCUGAGAAGCAAACAAUCUAUUGAACAUAAAAUAAAGCCUCAAAACUCUCUCCAGAGCUGCUUACUGGCCCAGGCUUACAAGGAACGAGCGGAAAUGGAAGAAUACAUUUUUAGAAAAGAUUCUUCAUCGUUAAAUAUGUUGAGGCCAUUUUUGGUCAUGGACAGUAGCCAGACCAUCAGCAGAGCUAGUGGUGAUUUUUUCAGUACACCAAGUCAGACAGAUUUUCAUAGGCUGCAAAAAGAUGUCUUAUUGCAAGAGAAUGAUGCAGUGUUUGGAAUUCCUCAACUACCCAAUAUUGAAACCAUGAAAAAGACUAACGCUGAUAGAGGAAAGGACCACAGUGGAAGUUUUAGCAGAAAAGUGAAUGAGAAACACUGUCACUCAGAAGGGUCGUGUAAUGGAGCAUUUCUUGUCUGUCUUGGAAUAUCUGUUGGCAUAUUCUCUUCACUCUUGGCACAUAAGGAGGAGGUAGGUAAAUUGAAUGGGUUACUGAAACAGACUGAGAACUUGGUUCAAGAUCUACAAGAGGAACUUGAAAUGAGGGAUUCAUUAACUGUGAAAGAGCUUACCACCGAGGAUUUUGAGUCCCAAGAUACAUAUAACAGCUCUAGUAACAAGGAGUUAUUGCAUGGAUUCUCCUCUCAAAAGAAGUUGAAUAACUUAUCAAACCAAUGUUUUGAAGAAUAUCAUUGUCAGGACUCAGAGGGUGAAUCUAUGAGUAAAAUUGAAGCAGAGCUUGAAGCUGAACUGGAGAGAUUAGAAUUCAACAUUAACUCAUUUAAACUGGAUGAUGAAUAUUCUGACGUAGUUGAGCUUGACCCAGACUGUGUACCUGAUUUAGCUGAGGGAGAGUUGCGAACUGAUGUCGUCAGUAGGCAUUUUGUUCACCAACCGUAUGCAGAUCAGGAUGGAAGUGGCGACUCCACCCCUCAUUCUGCCAACUAUGCUGUUUCGCCCAGGGAACUAAGCUUGCGGCUCCACCAGGCCAUCCAGUUACAAUUAGAAGAACGUGUCAGUGAGCUUGAAAUUGCACUUGAGCGUAGCCAGAUGAAAGUGUGUCGCAUGGAAGCACAACUUAGUAAUAAUUGGAGAGCAUUGUCUAGUAGUGAGGUGGAGACGUCUCCUUCAACCAAAGGCAGUCCGGUCGCUAAAGAUGACCCUACAUAUAUCGAUUUAGCAGGGGAUGCUCUUGAUGAAUACAGUGAGGCUUUUGAAGGUACCUCGAAGACAAAUGAAUCUGAAACUGAUGGGAUAUCUUUUGGGAUUCGGAGUCUCGGCCCUCAUGAAAACAUGCAGCGACAAGAUGAUAGCAGAGAUUGGAUUCGAAAAUGCACACUUGGUGAUGAGAACGGUGAUGUUAAUGAUGAGAUGGAAAAGCUGCUCAUUAGGCACAUUGUGCAGAAAACCAUGAAGGGCUCUCCAGCCGUUUUGAAUGCUCAGAGAGCAUUUUUUUACGGCGAUGAUUUUGAACAUUGAUACUUGAUAGAGAGAACAAAGUUUUUUUUUUCCAGUUUUUUGUUAGAAAGACUUUUUUUUUUUAAAUUUCAUUCUUUGAAAAAUGGAAGACCAAAAAAAUAUGCUCAACAGUUUCUUUCACAUUUGAAAAAAUGAAGAGCCAUUGGAUUGGUUAUUAUUUCGGCCCCAA